CUCUAUCCAAAUAUAACAUGAAAAUGACUCACAAUCCACUUCGAUCUUUGUUCAUCUCGCAUUCUGAUCAGACAUACAGACACAAUACCAGAUUCUUUCGGCCUAUACUCUGGAUCUCAUCUCAGGAUUCUCGUCACCCUAUAGUCAAACUACAUGGACUUCAACCCAUAAGGAUUUUGGUCAUCAUAUAUACCGAAAUAAAUAAGCACGCUCAUUACAUCACACCAAGUUCCCAUCAUUACAACAAUUAUUAAACAUAUAUAAUAAUAAAAAAUACCCUUCAAGCUGAGAAAUUUGAUUUGCUUGUAUAAUCAUGUAACUUAAACCAUCUUAUAAUGAUGAAAUGAGGUCACGGAUGGAGGAAUUUUUGGUUGUGAGUUGUUACCCUUUUUUGGGCAAACCCAUGAAAGCGGAAAAAGUGCCAAAGUGAAUAAGAGCAAACUGUGACCACCAGAAAGUCAAAUCGGUAUGUUUGCAACUUGCAAUUUUGUUCCUUUUCCCUCUUUUUUCCUUUGAGAUGGGUUUCUGCCAAGUUGCGUUAUGGGUUUUUCGGGUGAGAGUUUGGGCAAAACAUUAUUUCGUACCAAAACAAAAUCGUCAUAAUCUCCUUUUGUCUUUUGCCUUUUUUCUUUUCCACGUAGGGUGUCAUGUGUAAUUAUUUACUUUUUAAUUAAUUAAUUAUGGGUUGUUAGAGGUAGGAUUAUGACGUGAUUAGUGGGUUAGUGGUUAACUAGAAUUUAGGGACUUUAGCUUAAUGAUAGGCGUUUUACGUUCAGUUCACUAGGUGUAGGAUUAUUAGAGUUUUCAUUCUCUAUUUAAAGUAGAUGUAUGAGCAGAGGAAAAGGAUCAAUCAAGUAUAAUCAAGAAAAGGGUUUUACACACCUACGUGUUAAUUUGGGAGGUUGGCUUUCCUCGAAAAAGUUUAGGGGUUCCGUUCUCGCCAUUAAGGAGAACACUUCUCUUCUACCAAUCUAUCUAUCUUUCCUCUAUUCUUCUUCUUCCUAUUCCAAUCUUUCUCCGUAAAUCAUAUUCUCCGAAAAGUGCACGUAACAUAGGGUUAUUGAGUGCCUCCUCUACUAUGAUGCUCGAACGAAGAAGUCCAUAUACUUGGUGAUUCGUUACAAAAUACUUAUUCAUUUCACACGGUCAAUCUCAGUAGUGACUCGUUUAGACACAAUUCGUAGCAAAGUGACUAAAACAUAGAUAAAGGAGUGUAACAUAAGGACAUCAUGUUUGUUAAAAAUGUUUCUUUUUUAAGGUUGAAACAAAUACAAUUAUUGUAAGACCUUAGUUAAAUCCCACAUCGACAAAGCACGAGAGAAAUCCAUGGUUCAUAAGUAGGAAACCGGCGUUAACUGACAAGACACGUUUUGGGGUGUAAUGGAGGAGUUCUUGUGAGAACUCCGAAGUUAAGCGUGCUUGGUGCGGAGCACAACAAGGAUGGGUGACCUUACGGGAAGUCACCCUGAAUUGCACCCCAAGUCGAAAACCGUGCAGGUGUAGAGGCCCAAAGCGGACAGUUUCUUGUCGGGAAAAUGUUCGGGAUGUUACAAUUAUAGCCAACUUAAAAAAAAAAAAAUGUAACGCCUCUCUUCCUUUAUAAAUGUACCCGUGCCUCAUGUUCACCCCAAAAACACAUCAUAUCUCAUUCACUCACUCAACACCCAAACCAAAAAAAGGAAAAAAAAACACCAACAAAUAAUAAUGACACCACCUCCACCGCCGCCGCAGCUCCUCUCCGCCGCCGCCAUCUUCUUCAUUCUCGCGGCCUCCACCUGCUUCCCGCCCUCCUCCGCCGCCGCAAAGUCGAACAGCGCGGGGAUAAAAGGGGCGUUCGUCUUCGGUUCGUCGCUGGUGGACAAUGGCAACAACAAUUUCCUGGCCAAGGCGCUGGCCAAGUCCAAUUACCCGCCGUACGGCAUCGACUUCGCCGGCGGCGUGCCCACCGGCAGGUACACCAACGGCAAGAACGUCGUCGAUUUCAUCACCGACCAGCUCGGGAUCCCCCCGCUCCCGCCGUCACGCGACCCUUCCACCGCCGGCACCGUCCGCGGCGUCGACUUCGCCUCCGGCGGGUCGGGGAUCCUCGACGAAACCGGCGCCAUCACUGGCCAAGUGAUAAGUUUGAAUGAACAGAUCAAAGACUUUGAAACUUCAACUCUGCCAGAACUGGAGAAGCUGUUGGGUUGCCAGAGGGAAGAGUUACUGCCUGAUUACCUGUUUGUGGUUGGAACAGGUGGCAACGAUUACACUCUUAAUUACUUCCUUAAUCUCACUAAUCCUCGUCCAAAUCUCGACAACUUCACUUCCAAUCUCAUCUCCUCACUAUCUGCCAAGCUCCUGCAUCUGCGGGGAUUAGGAGCUCGAAAGUUCGCUCUAAUGGCGAUCUACCCGCUCGGCUGCACCCCUUCCGCGAGGCAGAGGAGCCCCGGUGGCACCACCGGAUGCAUCGCUCCGCUGAACUUCGCGGCUCAGCUCUUCAAUACCAAGCUCAAGUCUAUGGUGGACACCCUGAAUCAACAGUACCCUGAUUCUAAGUUCGUCAUGAUCGACGCCUAUAGGAUUAUCGACCAAAUUCUCAACAAACCGGUCUUAGCAGGAUUUAGUGACACAGUCAAUCCAUGCUGCGAAGCAACAACGAUCUUAUGCAAUAGAGGUGGAGCUGCUUGCGAUAAUAGGAGAGCGUACGUGUUCUUCGACGGUCUCCAUACGACAGACGCAGUGAACCUCCAGAUAGCGACUAGGGCAUAUGGUUCCACUUGCAAGGAUGAUGUCUAUCCGAUCAAUAUCGGGCAACUGGCGAUGCUCUAGGACGACUACUCUGGCAGACUAAGAAGUUUAGCUUCCUCUAAUUCCACUGUUACAAACUAAAAUGAUAAUGUUCCCUUCUGAUGCUCACUACCUGAUAGCUGAUGAAUAAAAGUAACUUGAAGAACGAACUGAAUUAAGUUAAGAAGGAGCUGAAAUAGAAUCAAACAAGAAAACUGAAAGCUUGAGAUUAAGGUUUGAAACUAGAAAAAGGAGCUGAAAUAGAAUCAAACAAGAAAACUGAAAGCUUGAG
Messenger RNA from Linum trigynum, 3061 nucleotides. Lineage: Eukaryota; Viridiplantae; Streptophyta; Magnoliopsida; Malpighiales; Linaceae. The record is from the annotation of a GenBank genome assembly.